Molecule: messenger RNA, 1122 nt
Organism: Durusdinium trenchii
Lineage: Eukaryota; Dinophyceae; Suessiales; Symbiodiniaceae
Source: the annotation of a GenBank genome assembly
AUGACCAUCACAAAGGAGAGGUUGGAUCUUGCCUGCAGGCGUUUGCUGGCCCUUGGAGUGCCUACAGAUUUCAUCUACCUCGUGCUCAUCGCGUGGUGGCUGAUGUCAUCCGAGCUGUUUUCUUGGAAAGAUAUCCAAGACUGUGGCGGUCUUGACUUGGUGGAAUUUUUUUCAGGAGUUGGACGGAUUGCUACAUAUGCUCAUAGCUGCGGCUUUGUCAGUCGUGCAUACGACAUCAACCACGACCCAGCUCCAGAAGGAUACUCCACGCACUCAGAGUUGCCUAAAAGAUCUUCGUUUGACAUGAACGGGGAAGCUGGUAUGUUGCUUUGCAUCAUCAUGAUCUUACAUGGCAAGUGGCCUGGCCUCAUUACCACAUGGGCAGUGGUAUGCAGCAGUUGGUCGCCAGUGAACUUAGCAACAAGCAAACGUACAGAGCUGAACCCCUACGGGGAUUGCAACAACACCAAAGUCAUUCGCGGUAAUCGGAUGGUUGCAAGGACAUCACUGCUCAUACUCUUGACUUUUGUUCUGGAGGGCUAUUUCUUUCUUGAAAACCCGGGCGGAUCAGUGAUCUGUUUGCACCCGCGCCUUCGAUGGUGCUUUGCGGCAAUCCGCCGGGCUGGCGCCAAAGUCUACAAAGCUGGCUUCCACAUGAAAGCCUUUGGAAGCGCCACCGAGAAGAAGACCAUGUUGUUGACAAGUUCUCGGUGCUUCCGGCAGUUUCAUGGGAAGAAGGCCAAACGUUCUGGCACCAAAAAAGGCCUAUGUCGUAAGUACAUUGACUCCAAAGGCCGUACAGCCUAUGCAGGAACAAAGGCACUCAAGCUGUCACAGGUCUAUCCGGUGAUGUUUGCCAAGUCCAUUGUGAAGUUGAUUCCCCAGAUGCGUUCAGAAGGGUCUUUUACCUUCAACCUCCCUGUAGAGACUGGACCGUCUCUACAGGAGGCCUUGCUCGGAGCGGGGUGGACAUCUUGGGAUGAGUCAUGUCUUGGCCCAUGCUUCCUUUAUGUAUGGGGUUCCAAAUUUAGCGAUGUCAUUCCUCCAGAUUGGAAAGACUUUGAUGCAGCUGCCAAAGCUAAUUUUCCUUUGGGUAGAUUCAGAGGGUUUACCUAUCUCUGA